AUGAAAUUGGAAGCGUAUCGCCACAGAAAUUAUCAACAUUUCUAUCCUAGUACCUCGUUUCUUUAUGCAGAUGGAUGUUUGAACAAGGUAGCUACUGAACAACAAAACCUAAUGUACAGUUUUAUCACUAUAUGCGGUAUUAUAAGCAUAUGUCUACAAAUCAUACGAUUGACUAUCUUUUGUGUUACUUGUAAUCAAAUUCAAACAAAAUGUUCAAAUGAAUCAGCAGAAAUCAAACAGUAUUCAACUUAUUCCAGUUCAUUUAAAAACAUGCGCUACAUAUCCAACUCACGUUUAUUAAGUGCUUGUCAAAGUUAUUGGCUAUUCGAACAACCGGCUCUUAUGCAUUUACAGUUUGAAAAUUUAAAAUCACACUGGUUGGAAAAGAUUAUGGGUAUAGGUUGGAUAUUUUUCAACAAAGGCAAACACUAUGUAACAUUUCUACGUCGAAUUAACUUUCAGGAAAAAAGUCCAAAAUUGAGUACAUUUCGCCAACUUCUACGCUAUUCGAUACCAACUUUUGAAAUGAUAACCUAUGCAGAUGGUAAUGAUAUGGAGGAAACUGAAGCAAAUGUCAUCUAUGGUGGUUAUAUUUCAAGACUUAUGAGAAUGAUCUGUUUCCUUUUAUUUGGAAUACUCAUUGGUGAGUUCUUUUUAUAUGCACUUAUACCUGUUAGAAGUGAGGCAGUUGAAGUGCUUUCUGGUGACGAAAGACUACCUGAUAACAUUAUUCAAAGAGAUGCUGAAGCACUGGCAAGUGACAUUGAGUGGAUGACUAGAAUAUUUAUUCGAAUUACUAUCACAGUAGCUACUGUGGUGUCAUGUAGAUUUCGUUGUCUUCUCCUAUUAAUAAUUCCAGGCGUAGCACAGACAGUUGGUGUAUCCUAUUUAGGCAAUGAACUGGCACAUGUUUCUAUAACAGGACCUGUUCAAAAUUUAGAGCGUAACCUCCGUUCAGCAUCUGAAUCAAUAAUUUGUUUUAUUAAAUUGGCUCACAAUAUGACGAGAGAUACAAACGAUUUCCUCGAGAAGGCUAAAGAAGCGAUUAGAUUAGAAGAAGGUUUAAAUUAUUUGGAGACUGUUAAAGCUAAAUCUGCUAAACUUAAAGAAAAAAUAAACCGCCUCAACCAAUCAAUCCAAAAAAUCAAUCAAGAAAUUAAUAAAACAAAAGCUAUGGUGGAAAAUGCUAGAUCUGUUCUUUUCUCAGGUGAUGGUGGAAGUAAUAUAUAUGCCAAUAUGUCUAUGGAAAUGGCUAGACGAGCUAAGGAAGCAAUGAAGAAAAGAGCUAAAGCAAGUAAAGAUAGCAUUGUCAAAAUGAUGAAACCUAAAGAUUUAAAUUUCAGUUUAUCAAAAAGAAUAAGUGAUCUGAUUGAUGAUGGAUUAGGAAUAGAAUAUGACAUAGAAACUCGUAUGCAAAUGAUUUGUAUGAUUUUCUAUAAAACACGUGCAGUUAUAUGUAAUCAAUCUGCGGUGCGAGCAUGUACUCGUAUGCAAAAUCUUAUAUUUUCAGCAGCAUUGCCCAUUAUCAUAAAAAAUCUUUGUCUACGCAAAAUCUCCUCCGGUGUAGCUUGUCCAACUGAUCAUGCACUUCAACAAGCAGUGAGUCAGUGUAGUUCAAGUUUAUCAAAAAUAGGCUUUUCUACUGGAUUCGGUCCAUUGUUUUUACAAGCUCAACAAGAUUUAUAUCAAAUUAAACAAACAUUUCAUUUCACUAUCAAACAUAAACUACUUGAAUUCCAAGAAAUAACUAAUUGGUUGAAACGAAGAUCUACACUUAUUGAGUAUAUAACCCGACAAACGAAACAAACCAUACUUGUUAUCAUGAAACUUAGUUUAAUUUUUAAUAGUUUAUUCAAAUCAAUUUGUUUAUUGGUAUUUUACCAAGCUCACAGAUGGAUAUCAAGUUAUUUAUUGGAUCCGGAUUACGAUAACAUUUACAUUGAAUUGCCAUUUGAACAAAUUGAUCAUAAACGUUCCAAGGAAUCACGUGAAACGUUGUUACCGUUAAAAAAGCACGAACUAAAAAAUGUAAUAUGGCACCAAAAAAUGUAUAAAAAGAAUGAAUUGAUACGUGCAAUUAAAAGUUUGAUCAAAGUGAUUGGUCUCGGUUUCAGUUUCUCUCUAUUUUUCGUUAUUGAUUUUUACAUGACUGAAGUGGUCCUAGUGUUAGAUGAAGUAGCAAGUACAACAUUCAAAGUCGGUAGUGAAAAAAGUGAUGAAAAAUCUAAAAAACACAAAUUACAAAUAAAAGGCGAUGGAAUAUUUACUGAAUUACUUCAAAAAGCAAUAAACAUUUUACGAAAUGCUGGUGAAAUAAAUCUUAUCUAUGACCUAAGAGUAUGUAGUCCUAAGGCUGAAUAUACAAAAUUUAAAUACUAUUCACGUUUUUGUGCAAUAUGGUUACUAAUGAUGAUUCUUUCCUUAAUAUCUGGUUAUAUGCUACGUUUAAGACAUAAAAUAUUGAGUUUUUUCUAUCCUCGACGUUCAAAACAUCGAUUUAUUCAUUUAUAUAAUAAACUACUAGUUAACAGACGAUGUCAAAUGACCACUGCACGUAAUGUACUUGUUCAUCAAUCAAGUCAAAAUCGAUUGCAAAGAGAAGCUGAAAAACUUUCACAUAGCUCACUUUUAUAUAAUUGUAGUUUAUUCAAGCGUAACAAAGUUAAUUGUAUCAUAUGCAUGGAAAAAUAUAAAAUUGGUAAAAAUUCAUUAAUUUACGUAUGCCCAUACGAUGGUACAGCAAUUUGUCAAUACUGUUUAACUACUCUAUUUAAUAAUCAUAAAAUAUGCAUAACUUGUUUAGACAGAAAUUAUAAAAGAUUGGAACAAAUCAAUAAAAAUAUUUCCAACUUGAAAAAGAUCAUAAUCAAUGAAUAA
Messenger RNA from Schistosoma turkestanicum, 2877 nucleotides. NCBI's taxonomy places the organism in Eukaryota, Metazoa, Platyhelminthes, Trematoda, Strigeidida, Schistosomatidae. The record is from the annotation of a GenBank genome assembly.